This is a messenger RNA of Penicillium macrosclerotiorum, 1113 nucleotides long. RefSeq names its product ketopantoate reductase family protein. The transcript has a single exon. Gene Ontology annotation, molecular function: NADP binding; 2-dehydropantoate 2-reductase activity. NCBI's taxonomy places the organism in Eukaryota, Fungi, Ascomycota, Eurotiomycetes, Eurotiales, Aspergillaceae. Bases 1 to 1113 code for a protein of 370 amino acids. Gene Ontology annotation, cellular component: mitochondrion; cytoplasm. The record is from RefSeq and is a predicted model, not a curated record.
AUGCACCAAGACUCGUUCUACGAGGCGUUCCGGAGGAAGAAACAAUGCCUCUCGGUUACCUAUAAUGGUCUCGACGAUGUCAAGAACGGUUUCGAUGUUGAAGUGUGGAGGGGAGAUGGGUGGCAUAAAAUGCCAUCACAGCAGGAAAAGCUACAAGAGGCGGACGAUAACAUCCCCCAGGAAGAAAAUGAAGAAGACAUACCCAAUGCCAAGGGCGAUGGGGAAUAUAUCGAAUGUUUGAUUGUUUGUUGCAAAUCGAGUGUGACUGAAAAGGCCAUUAAGGGGGUCAGCCACCGCCUGAACUCUAACUCCACCAUCCUUUUGGUACAAAAUGGUCUCGGUGUUAUUGAAAAAUUGAACGAAACCGUGUUCCCAGAUGAGAAAACACGUCCACAUUAUAUGCAGGGUGUGUUUAGCCACGCCCUCACAAGAAGAGACUCUUUCCAAGUCUCUCACAUGAAUGUCGGGUCGCUCAUUCUGUGUCCAACGGUCACCGAUCAGACCCCAUUAAUUGACGCUGAACACGAUACCCACUGGGCCCCUACAACUAAAUACCUACUUCGACUUUUAACCCUCACUCCAUCUCUGGUUGCUGCUGCUGACACACCUGCCGGUCUGCUCCAGUAUCAACUAGAGAGACUCGCUGUGUUCAGUAUUAUCAGCCCUCUCACUGCCUUGUUCAAUUGCAAAAACGGUGAACUUCUUUACAACUUCUCAUGCACUCGCAUUAUACGCUUGCUUCUCUUCGAGAUUUCCAGUGUAAUAUGUGCUCUUCCCGAGUUGCGUGGCGUGCCAGGGAUCGAAGAUCGAUUUUCGCCUGAGCGUCUGCGUCGGCAGCUUACCACCGCUGCUUCACUCAGCGCCAAAGCUGGCAGCGCAAUGCUGCAAGACAUAAAGGAUCAGCGACUCCCGGAUAUCGAUUUUCUGAACGGCUGGAUUAUUAAACGCGGUGAAGAGAUUGGCAUAAAAUGUGUGUUAAAUUACAUGAUCAAGAAUAUGAUCCAUGCCAAACUGGCCAUCAUCCAACGACAAAACACCAGCGCCGUUCCGUUCGACUUCGAUAACACCCUCAUAUCUGGUAAUUCCAAAGGUGACAAGGGAGAAGAUGCUUAG